ACCCGGUGGUGAAGAAGUAACGCUCAUUCAAAGAAGCGACAGAAACAGACUGUAGUAAAGUCUCUCUCUGUGUCUCUGUCUCUCUCUCUCUCUCUCUGUCUCUCUCUCUCUCUCUCUCUCUCUCUCUCUAUGUCUGCUGGUUUUCGGGAACCUCGACGACACUCGGACCGGUUAACCGACACUCCGCGGACAGGUGCAGAGAUGUCUUCACUCCUCCUGUUCCUCAUCAUCAUCCCCACCACGUCAACGCUAGAGUUCCGUUACCAUGACAACCGCGAGAUUGAGCAGUACCUCCUGCAGACCAACGCCUCCAACCCCGACAUCACACACCUGUACAGCAUCGGCCAGUCGGUCAAAGGUCAGCAGCUGUGGGUGUUGGCUCUGGGUCUCAGUCCUCGCCGUCACACCAUCGGCAUCCCAGAGUUCAAAUAUGUGGGUAACAUGCACGGGAACGAGGCUCUCGGCCGCGUGCUGCUGCUGAAGCUCAUAGACGACCUGCUGCAUGGUUACCGGGACAACGCAACAUGGGCGGUACAGUUACUGAACAGCACUCGCAUCCACAUCCUGCCGACCAUGAACCCAGACGGCUUCGAUGCAUCGGACACAGACUGCGUCUUCACCACGGGGAGGUAUAACUCUAACGGCGUCGAUCUGAACAGGAACUUUCCCGACCCCUUCGCUGGUCUGCGUAAGAAGCCGGAGCUGGACGAGGAGAAGAGAGAGGCGGAGGUGAGGGCUGUGAUUGGCUGGUUGAGGAUGGAGAGUUUUGUUCUUUCUGCAAACCUUCAUGGAGGAGCUCUGGUGGCCAGUUACCCGUAUGACAACAGCAACGGAGGCAGUGAGCUGAUGGGCGGGGCCAGCGUCAGCCCUGAUGAUGACGUGUUUGUCCACCUGGCUAAGGUGUACUCCUAUAACCACGCCUCCAUGCACCAAGGUGACCGCUGCUCCGGCAGGCCGUUCCUGGAGGGCAUCACCAACGGAUACCAGUGGUACCCUCUGAUAGGUGGGAUGCAGGACUAUAACUACGUGUGGGCUCAGUGUUUGGAGUUGACUCUGGAGAUUUCCUGCUGUAAGUUUCCUCCCGUCAAACAACUUCCUGCCAUGUGGACGGAGAACAGGAAGUCUCUGCUGGCCUUCAUCCAGCAGGUCCACCUGGGGGUUAAAGGUCAGGUGUUUAACAGCUCAGGUGUGCCAGUGCAGAACGCAGAGGUGGAGGUGAAAGGUCGCAGGAACAUGUGUCCAUUCAGAACAGACAAACAUGGAGAAUACUACAGACUGCUGCUGCCUGGAAACUACACCUUCAAGGUGAGGUACCUGGGCCACGAGGAUUUAACCGAGACGCUUACCAUCCCACAUGGUCCAGAUCAAUACUCUGCCAUGAAACACAACUUCAGACUACGACAAAUCACCACGACGACCGGACACACAUCGGCUAAUCCCACUGAAGCUACCCUCACACCUACCUCUGAGCAAUCAUUAAACUGUGCGGGAGGCGGAGCCACCAACAGGCCCACAUGGUCGGGCUUAGGUUUGACACUGGGGCUGGUGGCGGUGCUACGAUAUCAGAUCGACUGAAGGAGCGUUUGAUCAUCGCACGUUUGAAUGUAAGAAAUCAAAGAACAAAGCCUCGCCGUGGAUCAGAGGUUUAUGGCGUGGUGUUCUAAGCCUGAACUUUGGGUUUACCAAUCGCCAACCAGAUUUGUCACCGCCAAACAUUCUUC
Messenger RNA from Labrus bergylta (ballan wrasse), 1721 nucleotides. The record is from RefSeq and is a predicted model, not a curated record. Lineage: Eukaryota; Metazoa; Chordata; Actinopteri; Labriformes; Labridae.